Darwinula stevensoni is the source of this 315-nucleotide messenger RNA. The record is from the annotation of a GenBank genome assembly. NCBI's taxonomy places the organism in Eukaryota, Metazoa, Arthropoda, Ostracoda, Podocopida, Darwinulidae.
CCUUCCGACCGAUUCCAGGUUCAGUACAAGAACUCGGGUCUGGAGAUCGAACGGAGCGGUUACUUCACCGGUUACGACUCGGAAGUGCAACCAGGAAUCGGGAACAGCAUCGCGAGCAGUGUUGCCGCAUUCCUCGCCCCCAUCUUCCCCUCCACUCUCGCCAUCCUCAAUCAGACGACAGGGGCUCGGAAUGAGAUCCCGUGGGACGACUUGAGGGACUCGAACGACUUGGAUUUGCUUCUCGACGGUCUCCUUGCCUCCAGGGCGUCCGACGUCGGGUCUUCGUUCGGCGGCAAGGGUGGGUGUCCGUCUCGG